Molecule: messenger RNA, 1010 nt
Organism: Amoebophrya sp. A120
Lineage: Eukaryota; Dinophyceae; Syndiniales; Amoebophryaceae
Source: the annotation of a GenBank genome assembly
UUUCGCGAAUAAAAUUCGCCAUCAAAUACUAGAUACGCACCAGCACACCCAUAGAUUGCUGGUAACUUUAGAUAACAUCCAACUGCUCCAAAAAAACUUCCACCAAAAAAAAAGUAGCUGUAGAAAAUGCUGAUAUUACAACAGAGCCUUGCCAUGACUUGAAAGCUGAACUGUUAAAGCUACGAAAAUCCACACGAGAUGUCCGACAAGGCGGUCGUCGACUUCUACGAUCCACGCACCUGUUUCUGCCGGUUUUUCUGUCCAACUCUGGCAAUCUGGGCCUGGCAGGGUUGCGAUGACCCGGCUGCCAUCAUCAUCAGCGCGUUUCUCUGUACCAACUGCGCGGCCGGCUGGCUUUACAGUCUCCUCCUCUGGUCCCCCGGCCCGCAGAAAAUUUUCGCGGUGGAAACAACAGAUGAGCCCAAGUACCUCUGCUGCUUCUGCCACCCGAAAGACCAGUGUUGCCGGUUUUGGUUUCCGGUUGUUGCGGUUUUUACCUGGCAGGGAUGUGACGGCAUUGUCGACCUGUUCUGCGCGGUUUCCUCCGGUAUCGUUCCGUUCCUCGGCAACUUCUACGUGUGCCUACUGUGGGGGCCGGGAGAUAGUCAGAAGAUGUGGGGCGGGGAAGCGGUGGUCGGGGCGCCGGUGGUGGCGAGUACUAAUUACGGGGCGACAGAGGAGGCGAAGUGAGGAAAAUGGCUGUUGUUGAUGUCAGUUGUCCUACUAUAGUUGGUGAGGAAAAAUAGUUGUACUGGCAAGCCUGUUCCUCGAAAUGAUAAAAUUUAGCACUUUUUUUGUUCAACCUUCAAAAUGUUUUGUUUCUCGAAAAUAAGUCUCUGUUUCGCUAGUAAAUAAGUGUGUUUCCUAGAAAAGCUGGAGCUGGCCACCUGCAGGGGCAACUAUGUUGCGCGUACACGAGUACGCUAACAAAUGAAUGAGUUACAGUUUCAGAAGUAAAAAUUUUAGCCUGAAUAACGAAAAGUAAAAUUGCAAUUUCUAAAUGCAGUGAU